Nicrophorus vespilloides is the source of this 487-nucleotide messenger RNA. RefSeq names its product DNA polymerase epsilon subunit 4 (gene PolE4). The record is from RefSeq and is a predicted model, not a curated record. NCBI's taxonomy places the organism in Eukaryota, Metazoa, Arthropoda, Insecta, Coleoptera, Silphidae. Gene Ontology annotation, cellular component: epsilon DNA polymerase complex; nucleus. Gene Ontology annotation, molecular function: protein heterodimerization activity. The coding region runs from base 99 to 437 and encodes 112 amino acids. The transcript has 3 exons.
GCGCGGGAAAUACAGUGAUAUAACCUAAAAGUGAAAUCACGAAUUUCAUCAGAAACUAUUAGUAAACACAAAACAUUUUUAGUAUCAAUAUCAAUAACAUGGAAGAUAGUGAAGUUGUUGAUCAGCCUGAGACUAGUCAAGAAGAAGAACCAAGUGAAAAUGCAUCCCCAGAUAAGAGCAGCAGAUCGAAGCUUUUGAAAUUACCACUUGCUCGGGUAAAAAGUAUUAUGAAAUCAGAUCCAGAUUGCCAGCUGAUUAGUCAGGAUGCAAUCUUCCUAGUCACCAAAGCCUCUGAAUUGUUUAUAGAGUUGCUUGCCAAAGAAACUGUAAAUGUUACCAAUCAGUCAAAGAGGAAGACAGUGAUGAAAAGGGAUCUUGAGAAGGUUGUAGAAACAGCAGCUAACUUGUGUUUCUUAGAUGGCAUGCUAGAUUCAUAAGAGUGAUAAAGUUAUGUUGUUUUUGUUUCUCUGCUACAAAGUAUUUUGUA